GUGAGGUGGGGACCGAUCUUUCCUACUGUGUCUGCAGUGAGAGGACUAGAGGAAAUGGCCUUAAACUGAGACAGGGGAAAUUCAGAUUAGAUAUUAGAACAUUUCUUUUCACUGUUAUGGUGGUCAGGCAUAGGAAUAGGUUGCCCGGGGAGACAGUGGAGCUACCAUCCCUGGAGGUAUUUAAGAGGUGUCUGGAUCUGCCAAUGGGUGAUAUGAUUUAGUCGUGUAGUGGUUAGUUACAGUGGCAGUGCUGGGUUGAUGGUUGGACUGAAUGAUCUUAAAGGUCUCUUCCAACCUUGACGAUUCCCCGAUCCUCACAACCCCGCCCCUCUCCCUCCACACACACGCGCGCGCGCGCUGGCAGUGGCGGGCAACGGGUGCUUCUUUCUCACACAACCGAAGGCCAUGGGUAAGAAACGGAGAUGUCUUCAUUCCCCCUCGACAAGAAGGAAGAUGUAACAACCGGGAAAUUUCGAACUACUUCAGUUCCAUGGGACUUCCCUCCGGCUCUGCCCAGCGCCGCCUCAGCGCGGGAGGCGGAGCCCGAGCGGACCCGGCGCUGGGGCGGGGCGGGGCGGGGCGGGGCGGGCGGGAGGCGGCCGCUCCUGCUGCAAGAUGGCGGCGCAGAGGAGGAGUCUGCUGCAGAGUGAACAGCAGCCCAGUUGGACAGAUGACUUGCCAUCCUGCCAUCUCUCCGGGGUGGGCUCCGCUCCGAACCGUUCGUACAGUGCAGAUGGCAAGGGCACAGAGGGUCACCCCUUGGAGGAUAACUGGCUAAAAUUCAGGAGUGAGAACAACUGCUACCUCUAUGGUGUCUUCAAUGGCUAUGAUGGCAACCGAGUCACCAACUUUGUGGGUCAGAGGCUCUCUGCAGAACUGCUGCUGGGCCAGCUACACGCAGAUCACAGCGAUGCUGACGUGCGUCGAGUUCUGCUGCAGGCUUUUGAUGUGGUGGAAAGAAGUUUCCUGGAGUCCAUUGACGAUGCCUUGGCAGAGAAAGCCAGCCUGCAGUCCCAGCUACCAGAGGGUGUCCCUCACCACCAGCUCCCUUCUCAGUACCAGAAGAUUGUGGAGAGAUUGAAGGUUGUAGAGCAGGAGAUCUCUGGAGGAGCCAUGGCUAUUGUGGCUGUCGUUCUCAACAACAAGCUCUACAUUGCCAAUGUGGGUACCAAUCGGGCACUGCUGUGCAAGUCCACGGUGGAUGGGCUGCAAGUGACUCAGCUCAACGUGGACCAUACGACAGAGAAUGAGGAUGAACUUUUUCGCUUCUCUCAGCUGGGCUUGGAUGCAGGGAAAAUAAAACAAGUGGGAACUAUUCGUGGGCAGGAAAGCACUCGACGCAUUGGAGAUUACAAAGUCAAAUACGGCUAUACUGACAUUGAACUGCUCAGUGCUGCUAAAUCUAAGCCCAUCAUAGCAGAGCCUGAAAUCCACGGAGGGCACUCGCUGGAUGGGGUGACUGGCUUCUUGGUGCUCAUGUCUGAAGGGCUCUACAAAGCGCUGGAGGCAGCUCAUGGGCCAGGGCAGGCCAACCAGGAAAUUGCAGCCAUGAUAGCCACAGAGUUUGCCAAGCAGACGUCUCUGGAUGCUGUGGCACAAGCAGUAGUGGACCGGGUUAAGCGGAUCCACUGUGACACUUUUGCCAGUGGUGGGGAGCGGUCCAAGUUCUGUCCCCGUCAUGAAGACAUGACGCUGCUUGUGAGGAAUUUUGGGUACCCCCUGGGUGAGAUGAGCCAGCCCACACUGACACCAACGCAAGGAGGCCGUGUCUACCCAGUCUCUGUGCCAUAUUCCAGCUCCCAAAGCACAAGCAAGACAAGUGUCACGCUGUCUCUUGUAAUGCCUUCCCAAGGCCAGAUGGUCAAUGGUGCCCACAGCAGCUCAACUCUGGAUGAAGCCACCCCUACCCUCACUAACCAAAGCCCAACUGUGACGCUCCAGUCAACUAAUACUCACACACAGAGCAGCAGCUCAAGUUCAGAUGGAGGUCUGUUCCGCUCCCGGCCUGCCCACUCACUCCAGCCAGAUGAGGAUGGGCGUGUGGAGCCCUACGUGGAUUUUGCAGAGUUUUACCGGCUUUGGAACAUGGACCAUGGCGAGCAGGGAGCACUGACUGUGUCCUAACAUGGUGAUCUGCCUCCUGCAGACACCUGAAGCUCGGCUGCGAGAGCAAAGACUGAGGCAAAGAGUGAGUGCUCCACUGAGGGCUGUGUUCUGCCCAGAGCUAACUCCUACACAGGAUGUGCUGGACACUGGGCCGAGGAGCUUGUGCACUACACACGUGUUGCCUGUGCCAUGCUCCCAAUCCUGACCAGCCUCAUUCCCUUGGAAGCCCUGAGAACAGGGGAAGGGGUCUUGAAUGCAACCCUCGCUGCAGGUUUUUGCAAAUAAAGAUGCAGAGAGGGCUCCUUCUGGAUAGUGCAAGAGGCGAGGCCUGUACAAAGGCUGUGUGUGUGUGUGUGUGUAGGUGUACACGUGUGCCUGCGUGUGUGUUGUCAUAAAGUUUCCACAACUCAAUUCAUAAUGCUGUGAUUCCAGUGUUCAACUCCAUAGAAGAUACCUCUAUUUUGCAGAAUAAAUAACUUAUAGCUACAGUCAUUGGCA
Molecule: messenger RNA, 2604 nt
Organism: Corapipo altera (White-ruffed manakin)
Lineage: Eukaryota; Metazoa; Chordata; Aves; Passeriformes; Pipridae
Gene: TAB1
Product: TGF-beta activated kinase 1 (MAP3K7) binding protein 1
Exons: 11
Coding region: 616-2124 (502 amino acids)
Biological process (GO): protein dephosphorylation
Cellular component (GO): cytosol
Molecular function (GO): protein serine/threonine phosphatase activity
Source: RefSeq, a predicted model, not a curated record